Mycetomoellerius zeteki is the source of this 1755-nucleotide messenger RNA. RefSeq lists its product as uncharacterized. The record is from RefSeq and is a predicted model, not a curated record. NCBI's taxonomy places the organism in Eukaryota, Metazoa, Arthropoda, Insecta, Hymenoptera, Formicidae. The transcript has 4 exons. The coding region runs from base 1 to 1755 and encodes 584 amino acids.
AUGGAUCACGAGGCGUUAAGAAAGUUAGUGGAUGACGUGCUGCGUUCCCUGAAAAGCUUGGGCAGGCUGAUCAAGUCGAAUCUCAUUAGCGAUUGGAAGGAUCACAUCUCGGCAGGUGAAAUGCUCACCCUAAGGCAAUUUACCGACUUUCUAUCACAAAAGUGUAAAACGAUGUCAAUCGUGUCUAACAAGGCCGUCAAUGACGCAGCAACGUCGAAUCCACGUAAAUCUAACAAGAUUUCUAGUGCCCAUGUAUCCAUUUUCAAUGUCUGUUGUGCUUAUUGCAAGGGAAAACAUCACAUUUUUCAAUGUCCGAAUUUUUUAAAGUUGUGUGAAGAUAGGAACAAACAAGUUAGAGUCAGACGGUUAUGUCUCAACUGCCUACGCUCCAUCUCUCAUCAAGCCAAGGAUUGCAAGUCGUCUACAUGUCAAACAUGCAGCAAGAAGCACAACAUGUUGCUUCACAUGCAGGACAAAUCGCAGGUGGAGACAGAAUCCACGACCCAGCCCAGUCAAGCAAGCAAUUCUGGUACAGUUGUUUUAACGCAUCACGUCGCUCCAGAUAAGUACCAACAGGUUAUAUUAUUAUCCACAGCAGUCGUUAAUAUUUAUGAUCAGCAUGGCAAUACACAUACUUGUCGAGCAUUAUUGGAUUCAGGGUCUCAAUCCAAUUUUAUCACUGAUAGCCUUGCCAAAGGGCUGAAUCUCGUUCGGAAGCGAGCCAAUAUGUCCGUCACAGGAAUAGAUAAAUCCCAAACGUACUCUGAACACCUGGGUUGGAUUGUUGGUGACAAACCAUACAAUGAUGGUCCAGUAAGGUCCGAGAUUUGCACCUUGUCAGUCGAUCAACAGAUCAGUCAAGCAGUAAGCAAGCUUUGGGAAAUGGAGCUCAUCACCAACGAAGUAUCAUUUAAUCCUGACGAAAGGGACUGCAUGGAGCACUUUGCUAAAACUACCACAAGGAAUGCAGAUGGGCGGUUCGUCGUAAGAAUGCCUAUCAAGCUGCAACAACUCGGUGAAUCUCGCGAUACAGCACAGAACAGAUUUCUCAGUCUAGAGCGUAAAUUGCAGAAGCAGCCGAUGCUGAAGGAUCAAACGCAUCACAAUCGAGCGCACGCUCCGCGCUAUUACAUACCGCAUCAUGCUGUAUUGAAGGGCAGCAGUUUAACUAUCAAACUACGUGUGGUGUUUGAUGCGUCGUGCAAGAGCAACACCGGAAUUUCGCUCAACGAGUGCCUCUCAGUAGGACCCACCCUGCAAGAAGAUCUGUUCUCGAUCUUGCUACGUUUUCGUACGUUUCAGUAUGUCAUUACGGCUGAUAUCGCCCAAAUGUAUCGGCAAGUAUUAAUAGAUGAGUCGCAAACAUCACUUCAAACAAUUUUUUGGCGAGCCGAUCCAACCGAAGAAGUAGCAGCAUUUGAACUGAAAACCGUGACAUAUGGUACAGCAUGUGCAUCCUUUCUGGCUGUGAGAGCGAUGCAGGAGUUAGCCAGCAUAUAUGCGUCGAUCUAUCCGGUGGGUUCAAUCACUAUCGUCAACGAUUUUUAUGUCGAUGAUCUAUUGUCUGGAGCCGACACGGAGCAAGAGAUUAGAACCCUACGGAACGAAACCAUCAAGAUAUUAAGCUCGGGAGGUUUCCAUCUCAGGAAAUGGGCGUCUAAUUACCCCAAACUAUUACAGGACAUACCCCACGCUGAUAUUUGCGAGCCCGUUCACUUCAUCAAUACUGACGAAGAGGUGUCUAAUCUACAUUAA